AUGAAGGCUUCCAUCCUGUCGGCGGCUGGAUUCUUCACCCUAGCCUUAACCACUGUGGUACCCAAGUCAACCAAGGUUGACUACAACGGCUUCAAGGGCCUUCGCAUUACUCUUCCCGAGGACGCAGAGGGUGUUGCUGAUCAGAUCACCGAGCUGGCGGCUGCCAUUCUCAAUCCCGGAUCCAAGGAGAAGCUCGACGUGGUGGCAUCUCCUGAGAAUAUCGAUGCCAUCUCCCAGCUUGCAGUCAACACGACAGUUCUCGUCGAGGACAUCGGUGCGGCUUUCGCUGAGGAGGAGACUGCUACUGUCUACGCUGUUCCCAGUGAGACAUGGUUCACCGCGUACCAUAGCUAUGCCGACCACCUUCAGUUCCUUAGAGACCUUCAAGGGGGCUUCCCUAGCCAGUCUGAGAUUGUCACUGUUGGAACUUCCGUCCAGGGUCGUGCUCUGACAGGUAUCCACAUCUGGGGCAGCGGAGGUAAGGGCUCCAAGCCAGCCGUCAUCUUCCACGGCACCACCACUGAGUAUAUGGCUUUCCAACUUCUGACCAAGUACUCCUCCGACUCUGCGGUCAAGGCUCUGGUCGACAAGUUUGACUUCUACAUCACUCCGGUCGUCAACCCUGAUGGCUUCGUCUACACCCAGAGUAACGACCGUCUGUGGCGUAAGAACCGUCAGACCCAAUCCGGCAGCAGCUGUGUUGGCCGUGACCCCAACCGCAACUGGCCCUACAAGUGGGAACUCACUGGCGGCGCAUCUACCAACCCCUGCUCCGAGACCUACAAGGGCGCUGCCGCUGCGGACACACCCGAGAUCAGGGGCCUAAAGGCUCAAGUCGAUUCGCUGAGCGCCAGCAGGGGCAUUCAAUUCUACAUCGACUUCCACUCCUACGGACAGUACAUUCUUUGGCCAUACGGAUAUGACUGCAGCUACGUCGCCCCAGAUGAUGCUGCUUUGCAAGCCAUGGCGCAGAUCGGUGCCACCAGUAUUCGGGGCGUUUCCGGCACUUCUUACACGAUUGGAAACGCUUGCCGUGCGCUUUACGCGACUACGGGUGAUAGCACCGACUACAUCCACGGUGUUGGCAAGUCGAAGUACACAUACACCCUUGAGCUGCGGGAUAGGGGAACUUAUGGAUUUUCUCUGCCUGCCAGCCAGAUACAGGCUACUGUUCGUGAGACCUGGGCUGGUGUCCUUGCAAUGUUGAGGGCUGCUUGA
This is a messenger RNA of Colletotrichum gloeosporioides, 1218 nucleotides long. RefSeq names its product Metallocarboxypeptidase A. The transcript is spliced from 5 exons. The record is from RefSeq and is a predicted model, not a curated record. Lineage: Eukaryota; Fungi; Ascomycota; Sordariomycetes; Glomerellales; Glomerellaceae. The coding region runs from base 1 to 1218 and encodes 405 amino acids. Gene Ontology annotation, biological process: proteolysis. Gene Ontology annotation, molecular function: zinc ion binding; metallocarboxypeptidase activity.